Molecule: messenger RNA, 4255 nt
Organism: Panthera uncia (snow leopard)
Lineage: Eukaryota; Metazoa; Chordata; Mammalia; Carnivora; Felidae
Gene: HGF
Product: hepatocyte growth factor
Exons: 18
Coding region: 241-2427 (728 amino acids)
Biological process (GO): negative regulation of apoptotic process; positive regulation of protein phosphorylation; proteolysis
Molecular function (GO): signaling receptor binding; serine-type endopeptidase activity
Source: RefSeq, a predicted model, not a curated record
GGGGGUGGUUAGUGAGGAAAGGAAGGGGGUGGAAGAGAGUAAAGGGCUGUUGUUAAACAGUUUCUUACCGUAAGAGGGAGUUCAGACCUAGAUCUUUCCAGUUAAUCACACAACAAACUUAGCUCAUCGCAAUAAAAAGCAGCUCAGAGCCGACUGGUUCUUUUAGGCACUGAGUCGGAACAGGCUUCUCUCAGCCAGGCAUCUCCUCCAGUGGGAUCCGCCAGCCCGUCCAGCAGCACCAUGUGGGUGACCAAACUUCUUCCAGUCCUGCUGCUGCAGCACGUCCUCCUCCACCUCCUUCUGCUUCCCAUCCCCUAUGCAGAAGGACAGAAGAAAAGAAGAAACACACUUCAUGAAUUCAAAAAGUCAGCAAAGACUACUCUAAUUAAAGAAGACCCAUUACUGAAGAUAAAAACAAAAAAAAUGAACACUGCAGACCAAUGUGCCAAUAGAUGUAUUAGGAAUAAAGGACUUCCAUUCACUUGCAAGGCCUUUGUUUUUGAUAAAGCAAGGAAACGAUGCCUCUGGUUCCCUUUCAAUAGCAUGACAAGUGGAGUGAAAAAAGAGUUUGGUCAUGAAUUCGAUCUCUAUGAAAACAAAGACUACAUUAGAAACUGCAUCAUUGGCAAAGGAGGUAGCUACAAGGGAACAGUAUCUAUCACUAAGAGUGGCAUCAAAUGCCAGCCUUGGAAUUCUAUGAUACCACAUGAACACAGCUUUUUGCCUUCGAGCUAUCGGGGUAAAGACCUACAGGAAAACUACUGUCGAAAUCCUCGAGGGGAAGAAGGGGGACCUUGGUGUUUCACAAGCAAUCCAGAGGUACGCUACGAAGUCUGUGACAUUCCUCAGUGUUCAGAAGUUGAAUGCAUGACCUGCAAUGGGGAAAGUUAUCGAGGUCCCAUGGAUCAUACAGAAUCAGGCAAGAUUUGUCAGCGCUGGGAUCGUCAGACACCACACCGGCACAAAUUCUUGCCAGAAAGAUAUCCCGACAAGGGCUUUGAUGAUAAUUAUUGCCGCAAUCCUGAUGGCAAGCCGAGGCCAUGGUGCUAUACUCUUGACCCUGACACCCCCUGGGAGUACUGUGCAAUUAAAAUGUGCGCUCACAGUACUAUGAAUGACACAGAUGUGCCUAUGGAAACAACUGAAUGCAUUCAGGGUCAAGGAGAAGGUUACCGGGGCACCAUCAACUCCAUCUGGAAUGGAGUUCCAUGUCAGCGUUGGGAUUCCCAGUAUCCUCACCAGCAUGACAUAACUCCUGAAAAUUUCAAGUGCAAGGACCUACGAGAAAAUUUUUGCCGAAAUCCAGAUGGAGCUGAGUCACCCUGGUGUUUUACCACUGAUCCAAACAUCCGAGUUGGCUACUGCUCCCAAAUUCCAAAAUGUGAUGUGUCAAGUGGACAAGAUUGUUAUCGUGGGAAUGGCAAAAAUUAUAUGGGCAAUUUAUCCAAAACACGAUCUGGACUAACAUGUUCAAUGUGGGAGAAGAACAUGGAAGACUUACACAGGCAUAUCUUCUGGGAACCAGAUGCUAGUAAGCUGAAUAAGAAUUACUGCCGGAAUCCUGAUGAUGAUGCCCAUGGCCCCUGGUGUUACACGGGAAAUCCUCUCAUUCCAUGGGAUUAUUGUCCUAUUUCUCGUUGUGAAGGUGAUACCACACCUACAAUAGUCAAUUUAGACCAUCCCGUAAUAUCUUGUGCCAAAACAAAACAACUGCGAGUUGUAAAUGGAAUCCCAACGCGGACAAAUGUAGGAUGGAUGGUUAGUUUGAAAUACAGAAAUAAACAUAUCUGUGGAGGAUCAUUGAUAAAGGAAAGUUGGAUUCUUACCGCAAGACAAUGUUUCCCUUCUCGAAACAAAGACUUGAAAGAUUACGAAGCUUGGCUUGGGAUUCAUGAUGUCCACGGAAGAGGAGAUGAGAAACGCAAACAGGUUCUAAAUGUGUCCCAGCUGGUAUAUGGGCCUGAAGGGUCAGAUCUGGUAUUACUGAAGCUUGCUAGGCCUGCUGUCCUGGAUGAUUUUGUUAGUACAAUUGAUUUACCUAAUUAUGGAUGCACCAUUCCUGAAAAAACCACUUGCAGUGUUUAUGGCUGGGGUUAUACUGGAUCAAUCAACUCUGAUGGUCUAUUACGAGUAGCACAUCUCUAUAUUAUGGGGAAUGAGAAAUGCAGCCAAUACCAUCAAGGGAAGGUGACUCUGAAUGAGUCUGAAAUAUGUGCAGGUGCCGAAAAUAUUGUGUCAGGACCAUGUGAGGGAGAUUAUGGUGGCCCACUUGUUUGUGAACAACAUAAAAUGAGAAUGGUUCUUGGUGUCAUUGUUCCUGGUCGUGGAUGUGCCAUUCCAAAUCGUCCUGGCAUUUUUGUCCGAGUAGCAUAUUAUGCAAAAUGGAUACACAAAAUUAUAUUAACAUAUAAGAUACCACAGUCAUAGCUGAUGUAACUGUGUUUGAAGCUUGCAUCAGUACAAUUCCCUUUUACAUGAAGAUUUCGGAGAACAUGGAAUUAAAAUGUCACUGAAAACAAUCCUGAGACAACUACUUGAGUGUCAUGUUUGUUAAGAUACUCAUUAAUAUUUAUGGGUGUUUUCUGUCAUUUCGUUUGUCAGUGUUAUUUUGUAAAUGUUGAAGUGAAUUAAGGUACAUGCAAGUGUAGUAACAUAUCUCCUGAAGAUACUUGAAUGGAUUAAAAACUGCAAAGGUAUAAUUGCUGGAUGAUAAAAGAUUUAAUGGAAAAGUUCAAUUACUCUCUCUACGCUGCUUUCCAAGAUUAAUUUCUUAAUAAUGAAUAAACCAUGAGUUAAACAUUAUUUUAACCUCACAAAGACAAUUUAUACCAGUGCCCUUAAACUGUAGCUCUAUAUUAAAUUAUAUUACCUUUCAUACGCAAUACACUAUAUUUCUUUCAUUCCUCCUCACUGUGUAUCUUGUAAUACUGGUACACAUACUUUUUAUGAAAUCAUGUACCCAUAUAAUCCUACCUGGGUGCACAUGUGCAUGCACUAGAGUUCAAAUCAUGGUAUAUCUAAUGUAGCCUCUAAAUAUUUUGAGUGCUUACCUAUAUAGUUUGUCCUUAAGAGGAAACUAUAAAUGUCUAAAGACCAGUAGAAAAUUUAAGGAAAGGUGCAAGACAGAAGUGACCAGCUCAUUCUCUAGAAAUAAUCUGCAGAUGAUUUCUACUGGUUGGCAUUUAAGGUGUGGUCAUGACCCACAAAGUUAAGUAAUGCCUAAUCUAGGUGUUUAAACAUAUUUAUCAUCCUAGUCAUUGUGUAGUUUAUAAUUCUUAAAAGGAAGAGGGUAAUAUGUGUAUUAGUAUUAUUUCUUUCCUUCAAAUUUAGGGACACUUAUUUAUGAAAGAUAUUUUUAGAUCUACUUUCCUAAAAUACUUUUUACUAGUCUUAGAUAAUUGUGUAAUUGAAGCUUAAAAAUAUUUCGGUCUUUAAAAUGUAUUUAAGUAGGUUAAUUAUAAGACUUGCUGGGUGAUUGGCUUGUAGUUCGCCUUCUUUGAAUUUUUAAAGAUUAUUUCAGAAGAAAAUUUCCAUGUAUCCCCAAAGACUUAUAAAGAGACUUCCAUCAAACUAUGCCUUACAGUACAUAUUGAAGAAAAAAAUCAGAAUACAUUUCUUAACCUGGAACUCUUUUAGCCUAAUAAAACUUUAUUUAAGUAAAGGGGAAAAAAUGUAAUAGGAAAGGAAAUAAACUAGCUUGUCUAAACUCUGAAUUUAGUUAUAUUUUUAAAGGAGAGUUAAAUCUGCUGAAUGAAAGAUUUUUAUCAAGGUAUCUAAAUUUUGUCUUAUUUCAUUUUACAACUUUGGCAUCUUUCUAAUGCCCUGGAGAAUAUUCAUUUGAAUUUUGUAUUCUGUCUGAUAAUACCAGAUUAUCAUGUUUAUUAUUGUAUUUGACAUGAUUAGCUAAAAAAUCAUGUAUUUGUCAAGAAAUGAGAUCACAAGGACUAAUAGGAUAGGCUGUGAAUUUUCACAAAACCAUCCCGUACAAAUUUUAAAAUGAUUAUUUGAAUGCUCCCAAUCCGGUAUCACCAUAUCUCUCAUGUGUUUCUCUUGAAUAAUGUCAAUUAAGGCCAGAGAUCCUAAUCAUGCUCUAAAAGUUUCAUAGGACACUGUUUAAUCUUGAGUAAAUGCUCUUAAAUUUACUUGAAAACUUAGUCCACAGAGUAUAGGACAGCAAGUCGAGAAAUGCCUAUCCAAAUUGUGCAAUAGACACACACACACACACACACACACACACACACACAUAUAUAUAUAU